AAGGCCAAUUAGGCGUGAGAUUAUAAAGGCAACUGCUGAAGGUCUGCUGUCAAGCGCUUGUCGCGUAUUGAGCAUAUAUAAAAGCCAUCUGGCCAUUGUGUACAGGGAGCAUAUCCAUCAUCAAACCGGUUUGUUUCCAGUAAACUCUUCUAGCAGUUUACACCCUACAAGACUGGUAUGGUCAACUACUAGUUUGUGAGAAAACAGAACACACCAUCGUCCCCUUAAGCCUGCUGGAUUUGUGCUUAUUCCAUUUUAAACAUGUUUUAUUUCCAUUGCCCACCACAAUUAGACGUGAAUUCCACUUCCUUUGGUAGCCAUGCUGCAGGAGAUUUUGAUGAUGGGUUUCUUCGAAGAAAACAACGGAGAAAUAGAACAACGUUUACUCUCCAGCAGCUAGAAGCUUUGGAGGCUGUCUUUGCACAAACACACUAUCCUGACGUCUUCACCAGAGAGGAACUAGCCAUGAAAAUAAAUCUCACAGAAGCCAGAGUCCAGGUAUGGUUUCAAAAUCGUAGAGCAAAGUGGCGAAAAACAGAGCGAGGGACAUCAGAUCAGGAAGGUACAAAGGAGGGAAUUGCUGAUGGUUCUCCACCAGUUAGAAAUUUGAAUUCUCCAUCCCCAGUAGACCAGGUUCGAAACAAAAAAGAGGGCCUUGAGAUUCAGCAAAGCUUAAGUAGGACGGUUGGGCCUGCCGGAUCUUUCUUUCCAUCAUGUCUACCAGGAACACUUUUGAACACAACUACAUAUGCACAGGCAUUAUCACAAGUGGCAAGCUUAAAAGGAAGCCCACUUUGCUCAUGCUGUGUUCCAGAUCCAAUGGGACUGUCAUUCCUGCCAACUUAUGGAUGCCAGAAUAACCGUACAGCUAGUGUUGCGGCUCUACGGAUGAAAGCGAGGGAACAUUCCGAGGCAGUACUUCAGUCGGCGAAUCUCCUACCGUCAACAAGCACUACCCCAAGUCCCACAACAAAAAUCACAGAAGACAGUAUCCUGGACAAACACAGUCACAGUAAGGAACACAGUGAGAAAGACAAAAAUGUAUGAACAUAUUCCUCUGGAAAUAUGUAUUGGUGUAUAUACAAGGACAUUACAAACACAAGGAUAUACUAUCAGGUUCCCCUCCAGCUUCCAGAUACUUAAGGAAUCAUUUCUGAAGAAAAUCUUAAGAAUUUUAAGAAGCAUAUUUAAUGCACUGACGUUAAUCACUUCCCUUUUACUUGCAGAUUUCUUUUAGCAUUACUUAUUUAUGUGAGCAAUUACUAACUUUUCCACUUAUUUCACACUACGUAAACAUAUUAUAUUAAUAUGGACCUGGGUGGUAGCAGUUCGCUAUCAGUUUGUGGUUGAUCACAAAUAAUUCCACUAAUUUUGCAGUUUAUCAUAUUUAUAUUAUGGCUGAGGCAGCCUGUUUGUGCAUAAAGGGGAGAGAAUUCAGAGGAACUCUUUAAAAGUUGAUCAGAGACUGAUUCCAAUGGCAAAGGUAUGAUUCCAAUGGCAAAGGUAUGAACUGCUACACAACAUAUAAUGCUGAUGUCAUUGUAGGCAGCUUUCAGCACAACUUUAUAUUUGUUUUAUGUUAAGAGACUCUUAUAAACGGUUUUCAUUUGGCUUAUAGAAUUUCUUAGAUAUUUACAUAGCAUGGUUACACAAUUCUUUGAUGUCUUUUCUUAUCUUUUGUAUGUAAUGUACAGUGCAGGAAAAUCUGAGUCCAGUGGCAAAGCUGUCUCCAGCUUUGACUAAAUCCUUUUUCUAAAAUAAUAAAUAAUAAAAAAAAAAAAAAA
Molecule: messenger RNA, 1784 nt
Organism: Protopterus annectens (West African lungfish)
Lineage: Eukaryota; Metazoa; Chordata; Ceratodontiformes; Protopteridae
Gene: DRGX
Product: dorsal root ganglia homeobox
Exons: 7
Coding region: 262-1047 (261 amino acids)
Biological process (GO): regulation of transcription by RNA polymerase II
Molecular function (GO): RNA polymerase II transcription regulatory region sequence-specific DNA binding; DNA-binding transcription factor activity, RNA polymerase II-specific
Source: RefSeq, a predicted model, not a curated record